AUGGCAACUAAGGUCGCAGCAUCCAAACCAUCAGGCCCAGCAGCCGCCAAGAUCGCGAUGAAAGGAGGCAAGUCCAACAAGAAACAGUUCAAGGACAAGGAAAAGCCCACCGACAUCAGACUGAGCAACAUUGAAGCCGCUAAAGCCGUUGCAGAUGCCAUCAGGACCAGUCUGGGACCUAAAGGUAUGGACAAGAUGAUCCAGGGCAAAACUGGAGACGUCACCAUCACAAACGACGGUGCUACAAUCUUGAAAGAGAUGCAAGUGUUCCACCCUGCAGCCAGGAUGUUGGUGGAGCUCAGCAAGGCUCAGGAUAUUGAGGCUGGAGAUGGAACCACUUCCGUGGUUGUCAUUUGUGGUGCUCUUCUGGACGCUGCUCGCAAACUUCUCCAACGUGGCAUCCAUCCUACCACUAUCUCCGAAGCUUUUCAGAUCGCUCAGGCCAAAUGUGUGGAGGUCCUUACUUCUAUCGCUAUGCCCAUGAAGUUAUCAGACACUGAAUCUCUGAUCAAGAUGGCCUCUACCUCCCUAAACUCUAAAGUGGUUUCCCAAUACUCCGGUCUUCUCGCUCCUCUGUCUGUUCAGGCUAUCAUGAACAUCAUUGAUCCCGAAACCGCCACCAAUGUCAAUCUCAAAGACAUCCGGGUCGUUGCCAAAGUUGGAGGAACUGUUGAAGAUACCAGACUAGUAAAUGGAAUCGUCUUGACCCAAAGAGCACAAGCAACUGGAGUUCACAGAGUUGAACGAGCAAAGGUAGCCCUCAUUCAGUUCUGUCUGUCUCCUCCUAAAUCUGAUAUGGAUUCCCAAGUAGUGAUCUCGGACUACACCCAAAUGGACAGGAUCUUGAGGGAAGAACGAGCCUACAUCCUCGAUCUGUGCAAGAAGAUAAAGAAGAGUGGAGCUAACGUGCUCCUGAUCCAGAAAUCAAUCCUCCGAGAUGCUCUGAACGACAUGGCACUUCACUUCCUGACCAAGAUGAAGGUUCUGGUUGUCAAGGACAUCGAGAGGGACGAGAUUGACUUCGUGAGCAGGACACUGGGAUGUCGACCCAUCGCCACCGCAGACCACAUGCUCCCUGAACAUCUGGGACAGGCUGACCUUGUAGAGGAAAUCCACGUCGGAGGUGGCAACAAGGUAGUGUCUAUCACCGGGUGCCAGAGCAAUGCCAAAACAUGCUCUAUUUUGGUACAAGGAAGUAACAAACUGCUGGCUGAUGAAGCUGAGAGGUCUAUCCAUGAUGCUCUUUGUGUUAUCAGGUGUUUGGUUAAGAACAAGAACAUGAUUGCUGGCGGUGGAGCUCCUGAAAUUGAACUUAGUAUCCAGUUAGCGCAAUAUGCUGCUACACUCAGCGGAGUAGAGUCUCAUUGUAUCAAAGCAUUCGCUGAUGCACUGGAAAUCAUCCCAUUCACACUGGCUGAAAAUGCUGGACUCCCUCCAAUCAACAUCGUCACGGAGCUCCGAAACCGUCACGCUCAAGGAGAGGCUAUGGCCGGUAUCAACGUCAAGAAAUGCUGCAUCACUAAUAUCACAGAGGAGAACGUACUGCAGCCCCUGCUCGUUUCCAUCAGCGCCAUCACUCUCGCUAGUGAAACUGUGAGGAGCAUUCUCAAAAUCGAUGAUAUUGUUAACACAUCACGCUAGAUACAAUAAUCAGUUUCGUCCGACUCUUAUUUGUUUAAGUUUAUUUGUACUAUUGGUAUUUUGAGCGAGCUGUAUAUUAUGUUUUUAUACCAAAAGGCACUAUUUUCGUAUCAAGAAUAA
This is a messenger RNA of Bolinopsis microptera, 1761 nucleotides long. RefSeq names its product T-complex protein 1 subunit delta-like. The record is from RefSeq and is a predicted model, not a curated record. Lineage: Eukaryota; Metazoa; Ctenophora; Tentaculata; Lobata; Bolinopsidae. Gene Ontology annotation, biological process: protein folding. The coding region runs from base 1 to 1641 and encodes 546 amino acids. The transcript has a single exon. Gene Ontology annotation, cellular component: chaperonin-containing T-complex. Gene Ontology annotation, molecular function: ATP hydrolysis activity; ATP binding; ATP-dependent protein folding chaperone.